AGGUCCCUUCGUCCACUUAUCCGCAGCCUUCUAAUUGGCCAAGCUCGUCAUAAUCCAACCCUAAUCCACUCCAACUCUGUUACGACAACUUUUCUUUGCAGAAAUUGGUCUCCGCGACGCCCCCCAAGAUGGCCUAGUCUCGACCUUCGUCAUGAAUUAUAGUAAUGAGGGAAUGUAAGAAGGGGUACGAGAACGAACGUGAGGCGAUCGACCUGUCAAACUGCAAAUUUUCGAUAUCGUCUGGUGCUUUAUUGUGUACCCGACUCUCGGCCGAUCGAGCCUUUCCCGACUAUUUAACCUCCAGACCAUGAUUGGCUUGGAGCUUUUCGACGCCAUCCCUUUGUUCUUCUAUCUUGUAGGCUCAGGCUCAAACUCAGAGUCGUUCCCUCGCUCUUUCUCCCCAGUUUGUAGCCUCUUUUCCUUCGAUCUUUCGAUUCACCACGAUGCGCAUCCUCAUCUCCUUCCUCGCCUUCCUCACUUUCCUUUCUUCCGUCUCCGCAUUCGUGCUUCCUCGUUCGUACAAUGCUACGGGGGAAAAACGCAUGACCAACGCGGAACGUUUUAGACGAGGUUUGGGCCCAAAUGCACCUGUGUUCAAACGUGUGUUACCUGGGUCCGGGGAGAAACCUACUGGUGUUAUUGCGGCGAAGAGGUCAAAGACGAGCUCCUUGCCUGUGACGUAUACGGGUCGGAUUGAAGUAAGGAAUUUGGAGGGACAUUCGUUUGGUUACGUGUGGAACUCUGAGUCCGGGGUGAGCGGGGUGAACUUCCAUGGUCCCGUCGAUGAACUGCAUGUCAAGAUCUCCACUACCAAGUCUGGUGGACUGUUCGAUAUCCUGGCUACCAACCCCAAAUUUCCCCCACCAUUCUACAUUGGCGCAUCUUCCAACAACGCAGCGGCGACUCUCGGUCCUGGCCUUCCUGCCGGUGUGGGCCUUGGUACUGUCGAGCAGACUCCUCCUGGACCCAGUGCCGCGCAAUCCGCGAUUUGGACGAUUAAUCGUGCUACUAAGCUUCUCACCCCACACUGGGUGAACCCUGACGGAUCCAAGCCAACGACUAGCAUUGGACUUGAUCUGCGUAAUAAUUACUUGACGUUCACAGGCGAUAUUGCUGCUUAUAACGCUGCGAAUACCUGGCCCGUCGGUGAAGUGCAAUUCUUCUUAGUUGACUUCUAAGUGAUCGUUUUUUUUUCCGGUCACUCGUUCAAUUUGGGACUUUCGCUGUUGAUGAUUAUCUCGUUAAGGACUUAGGACUAUUCGUUGAAACUUUAGAACAGUACUUUCUUCGCACAUAGACGCUUAUAUCUACCCGCCGGACUCUCCACAACGACAUCUGUUGUACUUGUGAUGUUGUAAUGUAAUUUCUAGCUGUCCUUCGAUUUUGCUGUUGCAAAACGAUAGUGUAUGGUUGACGAAUGAACAUUGGACAUUUUAUGACGCUAUGUCUAUGUUCCAAAAUGCUAGCAAUACAAAGGGUGACUUGGA
Molecule: messenger RNA, 1487 nt
Organism: Somion occarium
Lineage: Eukaryota; Fungi; Basidiomycota; Agaricomycetes; Polyporales; Cerrenaceae
Source: the annotation of a GenBank genome assembly